This is a messenger RNA of Etheostoma cragini (Arkansas darter), 2734 nucleotides long. Its product is annotated as guanine nucleotide-binding protein G(i) subunit alpha-2-like. The record is from RefSeq and is a predicted model, not a curated record. Gene Ontology annotation, biological process: gamma-aminobutyric acid signaling pathway; adenylate cyclase-modulating G protein-coupled receptor signaling pathway. Gene Ontology annotation, molecular function: GTPase activity; GTP binding; G-protein beta/gamma-subunit complex binding. Lineage: Eukaryota; Metazoa; Chordata; Actinopteri; Perciformes; Percidae. Gene Ontology annotation, cellular component: heterotrimeric G-protein complex. The transcript is spliced from 9 exons. Bases 717 to 1784 code for a protein of 355 amino acids.
GUUGGGGUGACGGCGCUGUCUCGCUGUUUGUCAGGCGGAGGUGAACUUCACGGCGGCUACGGGUGUGGCUUCAAACGUGAUAAAUCUCAACGCUGGGAAGAGAGUGCGUAACGGCGAUAGGGAUUAAAACAAACGGAAAACGUAUAAAGCAGCAAAGAGAAAUAUCCUCUGAAAAGUGGUAAACGUGUGUCCGGUAGCCUCACUGCCAGCAGGAAUCCGUGUGCUCGGGUUUCAACAGCUGGAAUACUUUUUUGUUGAACUUCGUGGUCCGUUUUUGUACGUUUUAACCUGCUCUGAUGGUCUGUUGUGGGAACUACAGAAUUAGCUAAAAGUCAGCCUUCCGCCAAAAAAAGUUCUUCAAGCUUUGUUUUCGGCAACAAGGACAACUUCUCCACUCCUACAAAAAAACCACCAAUGUUGGCCAACUGACCGAACAACCAACGAGUGUUUGGGAAUUUAAUACGUUAGAAAUCCAGGUUCACAUCGCUCGAGGAACUCUAUGAUUUUCGUUCCCUCUCGCGGAUGAACGGACUCCGUCACGUUUGUCGCCACCCAUCAAAAAGGGAAGUCGCCUUAUUCAACUUCAACCCUUGUUUUUAAAUAGGGGUUUUCGGGACUCAGUCGGUAAUUAUAUAUAUAUAUAUAUAUAUAUAUAUAUAUUUUCCUGGUGAUAUUUCCCCCACUAAACAGCAGCCCUGAAGCGCGCACUAGGAAACAUGGGGUGUACAGUUAGUCAGGAAGAUAAAGCCGCGGCCGAGAGGUCUAAAAUGAUUGAUAAAAACCUGAGAGAAGAUGGAGAGAAGGCUGCGAGGGAAGUGAAACUGCUGCUGCUGGGUGCUGGAGAAUCGGGGAAGAGCACCAUUGUGAAGCAGAUGAAGAUUAUCCAUGAGGAUGGCUACUCAGAAGAUGAGUGUAAGCAGUACCGGGCUGUUGUCUACAGCAACACAAUCCAGUCCAUUAUGGCCAUCAUUAAAGCCAUGGCCAACCUUAAGGUUGACUAUGAGGAACCUACUAGAGCGGACGAUGCCCGCCAACUGUUUGCCCUGUCAGCAGCAGCAGAGGAGCAGGGCAUCCUGCCAGAAGAACUGUCCAACGUCAUCCGACGACUGUGGGCUGACGGCGGCGUCCAGGGCUGCUUCACACGGGCCCGAGAGUACCAGCUCAAUGACUCAGCAGCCUACUAUCUAAAUGACCUGGAGAGGAUAGGCAAGCCAGAUUACAUCCCCACACAGCAAGAUGUGCUGCGGACCAGAGUGAAGACCACGGGCAUUGUGGAAACACAUUUCACCUUCAAGGACCUGCACUUCAAGAUGUUUGAUGUUGGAGGCCAGCGGUCAGAGAGGAAGAAGUGGAUCCACUGCUUUGAGGGAGUCACAGCUAUCAUCUUCUGUGUUGCCAUGAGCGCUUAUGACCUGGUCCUGGCUGAGGAUGAGGAGAUGAACCGGAUGCAUGAAAGCAUGAAGCUGUUUGAUUCUAUUUGCAACAACAAGUGGUUCACAGAGACGUCCAUCAUUCUGUUCCUCAACAAGAAAGACCUGUUCGAGGAGAAGAUCGCCCAAAGCCCACUGACCAUCUGCUUCCCCGAGUACACCGGUCCCAACAAGUACGAGGAGGCUCAGGCUUACAUCCAGACCAAAUUCGAGGACCUGAACAAGAAGAAGGACACCAAGGAAAUCUACACCCACUUUACCUGCGCCACCGACACCAAGAACGUGCAGUUUGUGUUCGACGCUGUUACUGACGUCAUCAUCAAGAACAACCUGAAGGACUGUGGGCUCUUCUAAAUGCAUGUCAUAGAACGAGUCAAGAUUACUUGAAGAGUUCUGAUGACCAUAAAGAUAGAGGGGAAUAUACACACAUCAUGAAUGACUGCACUGGCCAUCCUGCUUUGAUCUGCUUUUUAUAAAGACACCUAAGAGACUGAAAGCCCGACGAGCCUCGCAGAAUUUCAACGAAUGCUGAUCCAGUCUCUCGUAUCAUUAACUGUUUGGGCUAUGACCACAAAAAUCAACAUAACAUUUAUUAUUGUGUUGUUGUUCUUGUUUUCUUCUUCAUUUUCAAUUACUAGAGGAGGCAAAGGAAAAUGUUUUUUUUUAUAUAAAUGCAUUCAUUUUACUUUUAGAAAUUCUGAUGUGCAAAUUCUUCAACUUUUAUCACAUGACGUUUAUUUUUUAAGAGAUGAAGCACAGGCAUGGACAUAAAUAUGAUUGAUAAAGGAAAGUGCUAUUUUUAUGUUUACAUAAUUUCAUCAUUCAUAUCCAAACCGUAUACUUUUCUGCAUGCCUCGUCAUGGCAAAUAUUAGCUCUGUAAUCUGCACAAAGUAUCUAACGUUCCUAAAAAAAGAUAAUAAAAAUGUUAAAACGUUGAAAAAAAAAAAAAAAAAAACUUCACAUACAAGGGGAAAUUAUGGAGAGAAAAAAUGUAACUGAUAUUCAAAGUAUGUAUGUACCUAACAUUCUAUCACUUUUUAUAGUACCAUUUCCAUGUCUGUUGCAGUAUGUUUGUGCCUUGACUUCUGUUUACAACCAAUUCCUAGAUAUGCUUUCAGUACUAUUUGACCUACUGUGCGUCUAUAUUUUUCUUGCAUUUUCUGCCUAGCACCUAUGAAUAUAUAGUGAUAAUUAAUGAGAGACAAAAAUCUAAUUCAGAAAACAGUUCACGUGUUUUGGUAAAUAUUAAAAUGCUUUUAAAGUCCUAUAUGAUUUAAUUUAAAUAAAAGUAGAGAUCAGUUGA